CCAGGACGCUUUAAGGUUAUGAUGACCAGUCUGAUUGGGGAUUCUCUUUUCUACAACUACUGUUUUCAAACUAAAAUUGAUUUCCCAAUAACGCUCAACCCAUAAACUGUAAAUAAUAGAAAGUAGAGAAAACAUCAUAGCUCAAAGCAUGUGGCUCUCUAAACGGGGAAAACAAAUUUUCAUUCUGAUAAAAAAGUGAAGUAAUCUUCCGUUCCAAACAGUAGUCCUGCUUGAAAACAAACCCACGUGAGUAAACGGGAUAUUCCAGUGAGCCAGCCAAGCCGGCUCGGGUAUUGUAAAGCGUACUCCUGUACAGACUUAGUCAUACUUUUCUCGGUUCUCACAGUUCGGUUUUACGCCUUGCUUUUCCAAAGGAAGAGCUGCUUCCUGAACGAUCAUCUGCGGUCUACGAGCGAACAGGCGGAGUCGGCGGACGGGCGCGGCGUCUCGUCACAUCCUCGUACUGUACUCGGUCACUCGGUUGGAUCUCCCCGUGGUGCUCAUCCAAGUUAAAGAUGAACAUUAUGGACUUUAAUGUAAAGAAAUUUGCAGCUGACGCUGGGACAUUUUUGAGCCGCGCUGUUCAGUUCACAGAAGAGAAACUUGGUCAGGCAGAGAAGACUGAAUUAGAUGCUCACUUGGAGAACCUCCUUUCCAAAGCAGAAUGCACUAAACACUGGACAGAAAAAAUAAUGAAGCAGACAGAAGUUGUUUUGCAACCAAACCCUAGAAAUGCCCUUAUUAAAUGCGGAGAAACACAAAAGAGAAUCGGAGGAGCAGAACAAGAAUUCAUGCAGACAUCAGCUCUUAACUUUUUAACGCCUUUUCGAAACUUCCUUGAGGGAGAUUAUAAAACCAUUUCUAAAGAAAGAAAAUUAUUGCAGAACAAAAGACUGGACUUGGAUGCAGCAAAAACUAAACUGAAAAAAGCAAGAGCUGCAGAAGCCAGAGCAGCUCAGCUAAACAAGCCUCAACUGGAAGGAGAUGUAAUGGUAAAUUUCUCUUGCAUCCUCAAGUUGCUGCAUAUAAGAUGGCUAAAGUUUUGGGCAGAAGAGGGGACAAAAGCCGAACAAGAGCUCAGAGUUGCACAGAGUGAAUUUGACCGACAAGCAGAGAUUACAAGACUUCUGCUGGAAGGAGUUAGUAGUACCCACGCACAUCACCUUCGCUGUCUCAAUGACUUUGUAGAAGCACAGAUGACAUAUUAUGCACAAUGCUAUCAGUACAUGACGGAUCUCCAGAAACAACUUGGAAGUUUUCCAUCUUCAUUCUCAUCCAAUAAUAACCAACCUGCUACUACCUCAGUGCUAAACAUGUCUGUUCCCACAGUCCCUGCCUCCACAUCAUUGACUCCUGUCAGUUCAGCAGUCCCUUCAGGUUUUACAGAAUUGAAGGGGUCCACUGGUACCAGAGUAGCAAGAGUUCUCUAUGACUAUGAUGCUGCUGAUAGUAGUGAAUUAUCCCUGCUGGCUGAUGAGGUGCUGACAGUGUAUAGUGUACCAGGAAUGGACUCAGACUGGUUGAUGGGGGAAAGAGGAAAUCAGAAAGGCAAAGUGCCUUUUUCUUAUUUAGAGCUAAAACCUUAAGUGGAUGACAGCUGUAAUUGCAACGUAUUUAUAUGCAGUUAGCUUUGUUGAAAGCAAUAUAAAAGACAUCUUCCAUGAUAAUGAGUUACAAGAGAGUGCCAGCCUUGAAUAUUGGCCGUUGACUUGUCACCAGUACUGCUACAUGGUAACCUGUGCCAACACAUCAGAAUUAAUAUAUAAAGUAGUUCUGAUGUUGGAUUUUUACUAUUCAUGUGCCAAUUAUACGAUUAUUAAACAAUUCGACUUUUCUAUUCAGUUUUUCAUUAAUGUACAUCUAUGUGUAUACAGAAUGCUUGGAAAUAAAUUUAUUGCUGUUAAAUGGUGA
This is a messenger RNA of Protopterus annectens (West African lungfish), 1911 nucleotides long. It is a transcript of the gene SH3GLB1, whose product is annotated as SH3 domain containing GRB2 like, endophilin B1. The record is from RefSeq and is a predicted model, not a curated record. Gene Ontology annotation, biological process: membrane organization. NCBI's taxonomy places the organism in Eukaryota, Metazoa, Chordata, Ceratodontiformes, Protopteridae. Gene Ontology annotation, cellular component: membrane; cytoplasm. Gene Ontology annotation, molecular function: protein binding.